Passer montanus (Eurasian tree sparrow) is the source of this 642-nucleotide messenger RNA. Its product is annotated as scale keratin-like. Gene Ontology annotation, cellular component: intermediate filament. The record is from RefSeq and is a predicted model, not a curated record. Gene Ontology annotation, molecular function: structural constituent of cytoskeleton. NCBI's taxonomy places the organism in Eukaryota, Metazoa, Chordata, Aves, Passeriformes, Passeridae.
AUGUCCUGCUACGACCUGAUGUCCUACUCCAGCGAGUCCUGCGGCGUGAGCUGCCCCCAGCCCAUCGCCGAGAGCGCCAACGAGCCGUGUGUGCAGCAGUGCCCCGACUCCAGAGCCCUGAUCCUGCCCCCGCCAGUGGUGGUGACCAUCCCUGGCCCCGUGCUCAGCACCUUCCCUCAGGAGAGCGUUGUGGGAUCAUCGGGGCCAGCCUGGCCGGAGCGUUCCUUCAGUUCCCGCAGCUUCCAGGGCUAUGGGGGCUCCUUUGGGCUGGGAGGAUCUGGGGGUUAUGGGGGCUCCCUGGCCUUGGGGAGCUCCUCUGGCUAUGGGGGCUCCUUUGGGUCUGGAGGUUAUGGGGGCUCCCUGGGCUAUGGGGGCUCCUCUGGCUAUGGGGGCUCCUUUGGGUCUGGAGGUUAUGGAGGUUCCCGGGGGAAUUGGGGCUCCUUUGGGUGGGGACCUUUUGGAGGUUCCCAGAGCUAUGGGGGUUCCUUUGGGUUGGGGGGCUCCCAUGGUUAAGGAGCUCCUUUGUUUGGCAAUUGCGGGAGGUCCUACAGCUCCGGCUUCUCCUCGCGGGGCCUGGGCUAUUCCCUGCCUGGCUCCCAGAGAUGGGGCAGGUCCCGCCGCGGGAGCUGUGGGGUUUUCUAA